Durio zibethinus is the source of this 2719-nucleotide messenger RNA. RefSeq names its product LEAF RUST 10 DISEASE-RESISTANCE LOCUS RECEPTOR-LIKE PROTEIN KINASE-like 1.4. Gene Ontology annotation, biological process: protein phosphorylation. Gene Ontology annotation, molecular function: polysaccharide binding; ATP binding; protein kinase activity. The record is from RefSeq and is a predicted model, not a curated record. Lineage: Eukaryota; Viridiplantae; Streptophyta; Magnoliopsida; Malvales; Malvaceae.
ACGUUUCCCUCGGAAUUAAAUCAAUGCCCCUGGAAAAAAUGCCGCUAUCUAAAGUCUUUCAAGUCAACUAAAUGCUUUUCAAGUUAUCAAGUCUUUGUUUCCUUCCUCUACACUUCCAUUGAAAACUUGGUAUCAAAUUCCCACACUUCAUCUGACGCAAAGUAUGAUCUCCUCAAACUAACACACACUGUUCACAAAUAAUCUUUCAAUUCUUCUAUCCCUUCUCUUCACAGCAAAAGAAAAUGAACCACCGCCGUUCCCCGUCAUCACUUUUUCCCCUUCUUAUUAUUUUCGUAUUCCAAGUCGUGCGUGGGAUUCCUCAGUCAUUAGGCUACCCUCACGGUUACACGGAGUGUAGUGAUCCAAAGUUCAAAUGUUGGAACAUCUCUACUGGGUAUCCUUUUCUUGGAGAUGGCAUACCAUGGGGUUGUGGACAUCCUGGUCUGCAAUUGUAUUGUGAAAAUGAUACUCCUACAAUAGAAAUCGUUAAUGUGAAAUAUCAGGUGCUGGAUAUCGAUCGGGAUCGUCAAACACUAAGGAUUGCGAGGCAGGACUUCAUCAAGAAUGAUUUAUGUAACCCAGAAUUUCCAAAUUCGACCCUUGAUUAUGAGCUCUUCGACUUCGUCCAUGAUCCUCCUUAUUCCAACGUUACUCUGCUUUAUGGUUGCCGCGAUUUCACACCAACGACUUUUCUCGGACACUUAAAUUGCCCGGAAAAUAUAAAAGGUUACAAGGACUUUUGGGUCGGACCGGCCGAAGUUAUUAGUUCUGUGCCAUGUUCUGCUAAUGUUACUGUUCCGGUUCUUCGAUCUCCGUUUGCAAAAUUCUUCGAUUACCCAUUUCUUCUAGGAGAAUUAAACAAAGGAUUUGAGGUAAAAUGGAAGCUGGAUAGCCAAGCAUGUCCGAAGUGCAUCGGAACCGGAGGAGCAUGUGGUUUUGGCCCUGAAAAUCAAACGAUUUGCUACUGCCUAAACGAAAAAAAUUUAUCUUAUUGGGAGGAAACCGGAUGCCCUCCUCGCCGAGGCGAAAAGAAAACCAAUGUUGGCCGUACAAUAGGCCUUGCAAUAGCUGGUGCAGUUAUAGCUGGUAUACUUCUGGGCGUGGGAUUUUUCAGCUGCAGACAACAAAGGAGAAAGAAAAUUGCAGACCAGAUUAAGAGCAGAGACCUUCCAACACCUCCCUCAAACAAUGGACCACCUACUUCUACAAGUAAUCUGUCUCAAACCAUUCAUUCACAUCCCAUCUCAAUAUAUGGCCUUGAAAAGGGGAGCACCUACUUUGGAGCCCAUGUCUUUAGCUACGAAGAACUUGAGGAAGCCACUGAAAAUUUCAAUCCUUCUAAAGAACUUGGAGAAGGAGGCUUUGGAACUGUUUACUAUGGUGUACUCAAUGAUGGGCGUGUAGUUGCAGUUAAGCGCCUAUACGAGAGCAAUUUCAAGCGUGUUGAUCAGUACAUGAAUGAAAUCGCAAUCCUCACUCGCAUACGCCAUCCAAACCUUGUCACACUCUAUGGAUGCACCUCGAGACGUAGCAGAGAACUUCUCCUUGUUUAUGAGUACAUUCCUAAUGGAACUGUGGCUGAUCAUUUACAUGGAAAGCUGUCAAACUCUGGUUUGCUUACUUGGCCUGUUAGGUUGAAUAUUGCUGUAGAGACAGCAAAUGCACUGGCUUACCUCCAUGCAACAGAUAUUAUACAUCGCGAUGUUAAGACCAACAACAUUCUUCUAGAUGAGAAUUUCCGCGUAAAAGUGGCUGAUUUUGGUCUCUCACGAUUGUUUCCUAAUGAUGUUACUCAUGUCUCAACUGCUCCACAAGGCACACCGGGCUAUGUUGAUCCUGAGUAUUACCAAUGCUACCAGCUCACCGAGAAAAGUGAUGUUUAUAGUUUUGGAGUGGUCUUGAUUGAGCUUAUUUCAGCAAAACAGGCUGUGGACACCAAUAGGCACCGACAUGAUAUUAAUUUGGCUAAAAUGGCUGUCAGCAGAAUCCAGAAUCAUGCAUUGCAUGAAUUGGUUGAUCCAUCUCUUGGAUUUGAGAACGAUUUUGCUGUGAAAAGAAUGGUGACGGCAGUGGCAGAACUGGCUUUUCAGUGUCUGCAACAAGAGAGGGAUAUGAGACCUUCAAUGGAAGAAGUGCUGGAGACAUUGAGAGAAAUUCAUAAUGAAGAGUUGGGAGUCCAAACAGCAGAGGUGGUGGAUAUUAGAUCAGAUGAUGUUGGACUAUUGAAGCACAUUCCUCCUCCGCUUUCUCCUGAUUCAGUGACUGAUAAAUGGAUGCAGAUAAGAUCGAUGUAAUCAGUCUUCUGCUCAUGAUGGGAUUGCAGAGGAGAGUGCAUGCCAGCAGCAUUCACAGUUCAGGAUUUUCUUUUCCAUCAGCGAAAUUGUAAUGGUGAUAUACCUUGCGGACAUGCAAUAAACAUUUGAUCAAGUAAUAGGAAAUGCUUGAAAACAUAUGGUUCUGGAAUGCAGCUACCUAGCACUUUGAUAUAUAGGGAACUAAUGCAUUAUAAACUCUGAUAGAACAUUACAUGUAAAUUGUUGUUAAACUAAUAUAUCGUCUAUAAUUUUGAGCUUACGAUUCACAGAUGCACUGGAAGCCAUCUUUAAUGUUGAUUGACCUGGAAAUUUCACAUAUUUAACAGUUAAAGAUUAGAUUGGCAAAUCAGGUUUUUUUUUUUUUUUAAUUUAUAUUUGAUGCAUUAACAAUACAUAAAUGCUAC